Messenger RNA from Prinia subflava (tawny-flanked prinia), 1175 nucleotides. RefSeq names its product matrix metallopeptidase 7 (gene MMP7). The coding region runs from base 165 to 965 and encodes 266 amino acids. Gene Ontology annotation, biological process: extracellular matrix organization; collagen catabolic process; proteolysis. Gene Ontology annotation, cellular component: extracellular matrix. Lineage: Eukaryota; Metazoa; Chordata; Aves; Passeriformes; Cisticolidae. The record is from RefSeq and is a predicted model, not a curated record. The transcript is spliced from 6 exons. Gene Ontology annotation, molecular function: metalloendopeptidase activity; zinc ion binding.
CUUUCAUUUACUUCUUCGAGCACUGAUGACAUUACACUAACAUCAAAAAGUGAGUCACAUGUGUAAUUGCUGCUGGAGCUUCCAGGAUCUAUAUAAGGGGUUAGCUCUGGUCUUGGGAGACAGAAAGUCAAACCCUUUCUGCUGCAGCAAGGCUCCUCAUCAAGAUGGGCACCAUGCACUACCUCCUGCUUUGUGCUGUCAUCUUCCUACCUGAGACUCCUGCUUUUCCAGUACAACUGAGAGCAGAAUCAUGGACCAGCAUAGACCUUGAGAAAGUCAAGGGAUAUCUUGAUAAAUUCUUUCCAAUUUUCACAAAAACACAAAACAUAAGCAUAGAAGAAAGGAUUAAAAAAAUGCAGACAUUUUUCCACCUGACUGUAACUGGAAAAUUAGACAAAGAAACAGAAGAAAUAAUGACACUGCCUAGAUGUGGUUUGCCUGAUGUAGCAGAAUACAAAACGUUUUCUGGAACUCCAAAAUGGGAAAAGACACAUUUAACUUACAAGAUUCUCAGCUAUACAUCUGAUCUACCCAGAAAGAAAGUGGAUGAUGCAAUUAAAAAGGCCUUUAAGGUAUGGAGUGAUGUGACUCCACUGCACUUCCGAAGAGUCCACUUGAGCCGGGCAGACAUUGAGAUUAGAUUUGCACGUCGUGAGCACGGAGAUGGAUUUCCUUUUGAUGGAAAAGGUGGCACGCUGGCCCACGCAUUUCCACCUGGAGAAGGACGUGGUGGAGAUGCUCAUUUUGAUAAUGAUGAAAAAUGGUCAGAAGUCAAUCAAGAGGUCAAUUUGUUCCUUGUUGCUGCUCAUGAAUUUGGCCAUUCUUUGGGACUUGACCAUUCAGAUGUCCGUGGAGCUCUGAUGUACCCCAUCUACUCAUAUCAGAAUCCAGAAAAAUUCAAACUUCCGGCAGACGACAGGCGAGGAAUUCAGAAGUUAUACGGGAAAAAGUCAUCAAACUCUUGAAGAAAGUGCUUAACGAAGAUCAAAGAAUUCACAUCUCAUUGCUUUGGUGUUCCAAAACAAUUUCAGUCCUCUGGCUAAUUAAGAUGGUAAACUCCUGGGCUGCACUUUCUCUCCCUGAAUUUGUAUAUAUUGAUUUAUUUGCACUUUACACAAUUUUACCUAAAAAUAAUAAUAAUAAAAAAGUAUACUCUGUUUUCUAAGGUUUUCUUU